AUGACGAUCGGGACGAGCUGGUCGGUAGCCUGGCUAGUGCUGCUAUCCGUGGCCACCAUCGCUGCUGGACCCGUUCACCGUCGUUCGGCGGAGGAAGCCACGAUGUCUGAGGCCGAGGUUCGCCAAUCACUCGAAGCGAUCGAGCUGCGUUAUCAGCAAGCGAAAGCGCGUCAAACGUUAGCCGCUUGGGCGUACGGAUCGAACUUGACACAGAUUAACCUCGUGAAGAAGACGGCAGCCGCGGCUGAGUUUGCCCAGGAGGCAAAGAACAUUGCCCACGAGCUGCGCGAAUUGUCUACCGAUCAGUUGGAGAACGACGAUUUGAAACGUCGUAUCAAAAAGCUCUCGAAACUGAACUAUGCCGUGCUGCCGGAGGAUAAAUUCCGUGAGCUGCUUGGAGCGAUCGCUAACAUGGAAUCGAACUACGCGAAGGCAAAGUUCUGUGCGUAUGGUGAUUCAAGCAAGUGUGAUCUCUCGCUCGAGCCGGAGCUGACGGAAAUCUUUGCUAACCAUCGCGAUCCGGAAGAGCUGAAACACUACUGGGUGCAGUGGUACAACGCGACUGGGUUGCCGGUACGUGAUUCCUUCCAGAAGUACGUUGACCUGAACCGCGAAGCCGCUCUCCAGAAUAAUUUCAGCUCCGGUGCGGACGUUUGGCUGAAGGAAUACGACGACAUCACGUUCGAGCAGCAGGUCGAUGACGUUAUCGAACAGAUACGGCCACUGUACGAACAGCUGCACGCGUACGUCCGAUACAAGUUGCGGCAGAGGUACGGCGACAAGCUGGUUUCACCGACUGGUCCCAUUCCGAUGCAUUUACUUGGCAACCUGUGGGCACAGACGUGGGAUAAUAUCGCUGACUUUACAACGCCCUUCCCGGAGAAGAAGCUGUUGGAUGUCACCGAUGAGAUGAUCCGCCAAGGGUACACCCCGAUCAAGAUGUUCCAGAUGGGUGAUGACUUCUUCACCUCGCUUAACAUGACGAAGCUACCUGCAUCGUUCUGGGAGAAGAGCAUCCUGGAGAAGCCCGCCGACGGUCGGGAAUUGGUGUGUCACGCAAGUGCGUGGGACUUCUUCUCGAAAGAUGACGUGCGCAUCAAGCAGUGCACUCGCGUGAACAUGCGCGAGUUCUUCGUGGUACAUCACGAGCUGGGUCACAUCCAGUAUUACCUGCAGUACCAGAAUCAACCCGUUGAGUACCGAGGUGGAGCAAACCCUGGGUUCCACGAGGCCGUCGGUGAUGUCCUGUCACUCUCCGUAGCGACUCCGAAGCAUCUCAUAAAGGUGGGCCUGUUGAAGGACUACGAGGAGGAUGAACAGGUGAAGAUCAACCAGUUCUAUCGGGCCGGUGUGACGAAGUUGGUGUUCCUGCCAUUCGCGUACACGCUCGACAAGUACCGCUGGGGAGUGUUCCGGGGCGAAAUCAAGCCCAAGGACUACAACUGCAAGUUCUGGCAGCUACGAUCGCGCUACUCUGGUGUAGAGCCUCCGGUUGUGCGCUCGGAGCAGGAUUUCGAUCCACCGGCCAAGUACCACGUGUCGGCUGAUGUCGAGUAUCUGCGAUACUUCGUGUCGUACGUGAUUCAAUUCCAGUUCCACCGAGCUGCCUGUGCCCUAGCGGGCGAGUACGUAAAGGGUGAUCCUGAGAAAACGCUCAACAACUGCGACAUCUACCAGAGCACAGCAGCCGGAAAUAAGUUGAAGGAAAUGCUUGCUCUUGGAUCCUCGAAACCAUGGCCAGAUGCAAUGGAAGUGCUGACCGGAGAGCGUAGGAUGAGUGCAGACGCCAUUCUGGAGUAUUUCGAUCCUCUGUACCAGUGGUUGUUGGCAGAAAACAAGCGCGUUGGAGCGCACGUUGGCUGGACCGAAUCCGAGAAGUGUACCUCACACCCGAUUGACUUCAUUACGGCUUAAGCAUGACGCAAACGCCAUCUACCAUAAAGCUCCUGCA
Molecule: messenger RNA, 1951 nt
Organism: Anopheles nili
Lineage: Eukaryota; Metazoa; Arthropoda; Insecta; Diptera; Culicidae
Product: angiotensin-converting enzyme-like
Exons: 7
Coding region: 1-1914 (637 amino acids)
Biological process (GO): proteolysis
Cellular component (GO): plasma membrane
Molecular function (GO): metallopeptidase activity; peptidyl-dipeptidase activity
Source: RefSeq, a predicted model, not a curated record